UGUUCUUGACAAUACCGGUAAAGUUGGUUUGAUUCUUGAAAGCUCCGCCCUUUCCUUCGAUGCAUUCGAUGAUUUUUCCCCUCUUUACAACAAUAAGCCAACUCCAUUUCAUCAUUCCCUUCUCCCUUCUCUCUUCAUUUCUCUCCACUUUUCACGCCUAAACAAUGUCUCACUCUCACCUCCUCCAAACUUCCUUCAUUCCCGCCGCCCCUCCGUCCCUCCGCCGCCUCUCCGGAUGGCCUGCUCCCCUCCCCCGGACAACCCACCUAAUUCAGUCCAAGAUCCGUGAAAUCUUUAUGCCGGCCCUCAGCUCCACCAUGACGGAGGGAAAAAUCGUCAGCUGGGUCAAAUCGGAGGGUGAUAAGCUGUCCAAGGGCGAGUCAGUUGUGGUGGUUGAGUCUGAUAAGGCGGAUAUGGAUGUGGAAUCUUUUUAUGAUGGGUAUUUGGCUGCCAUUAUUGUGGAUGAAGGUCUUUCUGCUGCUGUUGGAUCCACCAUUGCUUUACUCGCCGAGACCGAGGAAGAAAUCGCGCUUGCCCAAUCGAAGAAAGGGUCUUCGUCUGCCCCCACAUCAGCGCCGGCUACCGAUAAGAAUGAUGCUCCAAAAGUGUUGGACGAAAAGCCGAGCCCUGUUGCCGCUGCUACAACAGCUCCAAAAGCUAGUCUUGGCAGUGCUGCAGUCGGUGCAUUCGGGUCGGCUGUGCAUCCGGCGUCUGAAGGGGGAAUGAGGGUAGUGGCUUCUCCUUAUGCCAAGAAACUGGCGAAGGAUUUCGGGGUCGAUUUGAAGGGGGUAGUUGGGAGUGGACCGAAUGGUAGGGUGGUGGCUAAGGACGUGGAGGCUGCUUUGGCUGCUUCAAAAGUGAGCGGUGCUGGUGCUGCAGCAGUCGCCAGUCAGGCGGCUAAACCGAGUGGUGUAGAGUUGGGUUCGGUGGUGCCAUUCACCACAAUGCAGAGUGCUGUGAGCAGAAACAUGGUGGAGAGCUUGGCGGUGCCGCCUUUCAGAGUGGGCUAUACUAUUACCACAGAUGCACUUGAUGCUUUGUACAAGAAGAUCAAGUCUAAGGGAGUGACAAUGACAGCAUUGCUUGCCAAGGCUACUGCUCUUGCUUUGGUGAACCAUCCUGUUGUAAAUUCUAGUUGCAGAGAUGGCAAGAGCUUUACAUAUAACAGUCAUAUCAACAUUGCAGUAGCAGUAGCCAUAGAUGGUGGUUUGAUUACACCAGUACUUCAAGAUGCUGACAAGAUUGACAUAUACUCAUUAUCAAGAAAGUGGAAGGAGUUGGUUGACAAGGCACGAGCUAAGCAGCUCCAACCUAAUGAAUACACUACAGGCACCUUUACUCUAUCUAACCUUGGAAUGUUUGGUGUGGAUCGCUUUGAUGCCAUCUUGCCACCAGGAACUGGUGCUAUUAUGGCUGUUGGAGCUUCUCAACCCACUGUUGUUGGUACUAAGGAUGGUCGUAUUGGCAUGAAAACUCAGAUGCAGGUAAAUGUUACUGCAGAUCAUCGCGUGAUAUAUGGUGCUGAUCUGGCUGCUUUCUUGCAAACCUUAGCUAAGAUAAUUGAGGAUCCCAAAGAUCUUACUCUUUAGAUUCAUCUCAUCCUGGAAGAUUGAAGCUUUUGUAGCAUAUUAGUUUGUCGGUGAGCUCCAAGGAAUGACCACCUUCACAGAAGAAUCAAGAUGCUAAUGUCCUCGGACAGUGAGCAAUUAUCAGGAAUCAAAUGAAAGAUUUUUAACAGGUAAUCUGCGGCAGCAAGUUCAAAUCGUCACAUAGAUAAAUCCCUGGGUGUCUCUGAUUAGAAGUCUAUCUAUUGCUUUUACGGGAACAUUGAUCUUUUGGUCUGAGUUCAGAAGUGUUUUGUAUUAUUCUUACGGGAUACACUGAUCGCGUUGAUUUUGAGAUGGUUAUCAAGUUCUAAGUUCAGUUGUGGAUCUCAGAUGUUUAUGACACUUGAAGUUCAGUUCUCUGUUUUCAUCUUCAUUUUAUGAUUUUAUCCAUUGGAGGCCAUUUAA
Messenger RNA from Sesamum indicum (sesame), 2012 nucleotides. Its product is annotated as 2-oxoacid dehydrogenases acyltransferase family protein. Gene Ontology annotation, biological process: pyruvate decarboxylation to acetyl-CoA. Gene Ontology annotation, cellular component: chloroplast envelope; pyruvate dehydrogenase complex; chloroplast thylakoid. NCBI's taxonomy places the organism in Eukaryota, Viridiplantae, Streptophyta, Magnoliopsida, Lamiales, Pedaliaceae. The record is from RefSeq and is a predicted model, not a curated record. Gene Ontology annotation, molecular function: dihydrolipoyllysine-residue acetyltransferase activity.